This is a messenger RNA of Hypoxylon fragiforme, 885 nucleotides long. RefSeq lists its product as uncharacterized. The record is from RefSeq and is a predicted model, not a curated record. Lineage: Eukaryota; Fungi; Ascomycota; Sordariomycetes; Xylariales; Hypoxylaceae. Gene Ontology annotation, cellular component: elongator holoenzyme complex. The transcript has 2 exons. Bases 1 to 885 code for a protein of 294 amino acids. Gene Ontology annotation, biological process: tRNA wobble uridine modification.
AUGGCCUCCCGCAUCCCACCCCUCCUAGACACCUACCUCCGCCUGCCGCCUGAAACGUCCCUCGUCCUGCUCAGCGGGGUCCUGGGAUCGACCACCAACUGGCUCCUCCUCCGCUACCUUCACUCUCUCCUCCUCUCCUCCACCCAGCCCGACCCUGCAGCUGCAGAUGCGGAGGCAGCAGGGGCUAGCACCACUGUAGUUCUCGUCAGCUUCCUGCGGGACUACGCCUUCUGGAAAGACGGCGCCGGCAAACUCGGCACCGACCUCGACGGCCUUUCCAAAAAGGCCCGCUUCGUCUUCGUCGAUGGGCUGACUGCCUUGUUCCGCACCUCAGUCGGCGCCUCCCCCCAGCAUAGCAAUGGCAAUGGCAACGGCCAUGGCCCGGGCCUGAAAAGCAGCAGGGCCUUGUCGGCCCCUACGCUGCAGCAGCUGCACAAGGAGUUGCAGGAUGCCGUUGCGCAGAUCCGGCGCGUGACUUCUGAGGAGCAGAAGAUCGUGCUGGUUGCCGACCAGUUAGAUCUCUUGUUGGCUGCGUCCGGAGGUGAUAUUUCGAGUCAGCAACUACGGGAGACGCUGCUUGAUAUCCGUGAAAACGUGCAUUCAGCCAUCGUCACCGUGUCCGCAGACAGUCCCUUAAUAACGUCGCAAACCACGUCCCUAGAAAAAGAGCACGCGGCCUUCGCCAUUUCUUUAGCUCACGACGCGCACCUCACGAUCGGUCUUAGGAUGCUGGAUACGGGCACGGCAAGGGAUGUAAGCGGCGUGCUGAGGAUCGCCCAAGGUGGCGCGGAGAGCAGCACUACUGCUGCUGAUGUGGUCGAGGAACGGGAACUGCUGUAUUACGUAGCUGGCGAUGGUGGAGUGCGGGUGUUCGAACGAGGCUAA